Molecule: messenger RNA, 7413 nt
Organism: Lepisosteus oculatus (spotted gar)
Lineage: Eukaryota; Metazoa; Chordata; Actinopteri; Semionotiformes; Lepisosteidae
Product: neurturin
Molecular function (GO): growth factor activity; receptor tyrosine kinase binding; glial cell-derived neurotrophic factor receptor binding
Source: RefSeq, a predicted model, not a curated record
CUCGUCUCCCCCCUACAGAGCAGCAAACUGGAGUCCAGCGCACUGAGGAGGAGAAGCUUACAGGAGUACCGUGCUGAAGAAAAGUCACAACAACAUACAGCCGUACCGCACUUCUUAAAGGAAAAUAAUUUCUUCAGUCAUUUCUCCGGAAACAUGCUGCUGGUUUUCCUUUCUCUCCCUGCACACACUGUCAUCAGAGAAAAGCAAGAGCUGUCAUGAGUGGAGCCUUCCGAUCUGACAAGAUCAAGGGAAAAGCAGUUUUUGCAGUUAUUGGAGGAUGAAACACCUCCUCUCCAUAUCUCUCAGAAGUAGACAGCCUUGCAAAGAUGUUUGGCUUUUUUUUUCUUCCUCGGUGUAGAUGAACAUCAGGCUUGGAUUAUCCUCCUGAAGGUAUCUGUGGAAUGAGCCUUGAAAAGCAGCGAAGAAUAUAGUCCUGUAGACAUCUCUCGUUUCAGAAGAAAAGUGUGGCGGAUGGUGAUCACUGGUUCUUGAAUAUGAAAAAAGGACCUUUUGCGUUUUUUUCUGAGAGUGACUUUUCAAGAUGUGGCAGCAUUUUUACGAAUAGAGAUGUAGGACAGUUUUCAAACAUACAAAGUCUCUUAGAAUAAUUUUGUCCGCUUUAUACAGAGAUUACUGCAAAGUAUGCUCUAUCCCUCAAUGUAUUUAAAUUCUCUGAAUCAUCUACGAAGAAUCCAAAGAACUAACAAAAAAUGACUCUGAAUGGCUGACAUUUCUCAUCCUUCAUCUUGCUGGUUCAGAACACAUUUCCUGAUUAAGAAAACCGUCUGUUGAGUCAGAUUAAAGAAAUCGGACAAGGACAGUAAGAUAAGACAUGUUUAAUUUUUUUAAAUAAUAAAUGGAACCAGCCUCUAUAUCCUUUUCCAAAUUUAAGUCAGACCUUUUUUCUUUUUCUUUUUUUACAACUCAUUCAUCAGUCCUAUUUUUAAUUGAACGAUUUAUGCACAGUCCUUCUUUUAUUCAUUUUUUAAAUAAAAGAAUGAAUUAUGUUUUGAUUUCCAGCCAGGUUCUUGACUUAAACACAACAGCUCAGACUUCAUUGAAGUACGAAUAAGAAGGUCAGUUUUCACAUGCUGCUCAGUGGACAGUUAGCAUUCAUCACAUUCGAGGUUGGGAAUCACAAUUUACGCAGAGCUUGAAGAAACCGUUUCUGGUAACAAAUGUUUCACCAGUCGACUUUGCUGGCGGUACCUCAAGCAUGCUGUGAAUUAUGUUCGGAUUUCUGAGAACAAUUGUUUAUAGGCAAGAUGGGAAAUUCUGGCUCUUUUUUACUGAUGGAAAUCCCUAGAUGUCUGAGUGCUUUCAACUGAUUUUAAGAUGCUGCAGAACUUGGACUGAUUGUUCUGCAAAUUCCCUGUUCUUAAGCGAUCCAUGGAGUUAGAGUGGAACUGGCAAAUACGUCGCUGCCUCUAUUCCCCAGUCCUGGUAUUGGAAUAUUGCUAUUGAUCCUACCUGGAGGUCAAUUAAAGACUAAGCUGGGCAGACAAGUCUGGAUUAUCCGGGCGAACGAGUUUCAAUGCUCUUACUCAUUCUAAGAUGAAGUUAUGGAAGUGUGCAGCCAUCGCCUUGAUGCUCUGUGGUGCAGCACUGUCAGUCUUCCUCUGUAGAAACAUGAUUCCUGGAGGAGAGGGGCCUGGGGCCUGGCCUUCAUCUUCAUCCUCCACAAUCUCCUCCUCGUGGCUCAAAGGACAUCACAGGGCAGUCCGAGCUGCAGACAAGCCUUCUCUCUUCAGAGAAUUUUCGUAUCUGUUGCAAAGCUACACAGAAGGGGAGGUAAAGCAGCUGAUCAGCGCCCUGGUGGACAGAUCGGGGCCGGAGGACUCGCGCCUGGACCUCAGCCUCAGCAAGAGGACUAAGAGAGCCAGGAAGGGGCUGCUGAAGCCGUGCUCCCUGAAGGAGCUGGAGGUGAGCGUGAGCCAGCUGGGGCUCGGGUACGAGGGGGACGAGAUCCUGCUGUUCAGGUACUGCAGCGGGAGGUGCCAGGAGGCCCGGCGCAACUACGACCUGACGCUGGAGCACAUGAAGAAGCAGGGCCGAGUGAAGAAGGGCAAGGCCCGACACAAGCCCUGCUGCCGCCCCACCGAGUACGACGACGACAUCUCCUUCCUGGACAACGGCAACAAGUACCACACCAUCCGCGAGGUGUCGGCCAGGAAGUGCGGCUGCGUGUGACACCGCCGCCCUGGUGGCGGAGCCGUCCUGCUCCGAGUGGAGCAAGAGGUACUGUAGACAACCCCCCGGACAAGCUGCUCAAACCUUGUGAAAGACUACAAGAGAAACCGAGGACCUCUCUGAGGAGAAGCUGGAUUUAUUUAUGUUUCUUUUUUACUGAUCUACUUCUCUCACACCCAGCUCACAGAUUUCACCUGUUUUAGACCCCCUUAACACCCACUUUUUCAUUCAUCCCGGCUGAAACUCUGAUUGGCCUGAGAACAUCCAUUUGUUAGCGCAAUGCAUUCACAUGCAGGUUCGAAAUGGUGAAGGGCAUUCAAACCGUGCACACUGUGCAAUGCUUUAACUUAAAAACGAAAACAACCAAAACCCUAUGCAAGUGAAGUUUGUGGGCUGGAAAGGUGGCGAAUAAGUGUUUUUACAACUUGUUUCACAUAACAGGCGUUCCAGUUUCUGUUAGCAUUGCUGAAGAUUGAAGCCUUCACAUCAAUGCAUCAACUGUUACAAUCUACCUCAUUCUCAUUGAACAAAACCAAACUUCUAUCAGCCAGGCCAAGGGGACACUGAACCCACUUUAGCUGCUCUACAAGCUCCUCAGAGAAAGGAAGUGAUACUGACAUGGAAUCAAAGGGAAAGCUAGCUUCUCCUCCUAAUGCCCACUUUAGAGUGCAGAGAGUAAACACAAUCACCAUGUAUGUUGGCCACAGCGUUCUUGACGUUGAAGUUGAAGUGACCUAACAAAGGACAAGCUUCAGCCGACAUCCAGCUUGUUGCAAAGCUCCAAGCGUGGUAACUUUCUGAACUCAGAUGACUUGUAAAUAUUAUUCAUAGAGUGACCAUGGAGAAAGACUUUCAGAACAUUGUAUGUUAAACUUGUAAUCUUAAUCUUGUGCUUUUGUUUCCUGAAAGCAUUUUUGCCAAAUUUCACCUUUCCUACUACAUGGAGGUUUAUCUGUUAUAGCCACUGUCCAACCAGUGAGAAUCUACAGAGUUUUGCUUCCAAAAUGCUUGAAUUUAGCAUUCCCCCAAAAAUGAUACGAUCAGAAAACACUCAAUUACAUAAAAGCUCGCACUUGUGGCCUGUACAGCCUAUGUUGAUGUAUGUUGUAGCUCUUCUGUCCAAUAAGCUGUUCUCAGCCCUGGUCCAGAAGUAUCCCUGUAUCUUCUGAUUUAAUUUCAGUUAAGCUCUUGUUCAGUUAAGCUAACUGACCUCUAGUUGACUACUCAGAUGGACGAAGAUAGUAAUUAACAUUAACUGUAAUUUUUCACACCCACUUCCUCUUGUGUAGUGGAAUAUAAGUAACUGGACUUUUGGAGAACACGGAGUUUAUUUUUUGCAGGAGUGUUUGAUACAUUCCCACCUGUGUCUGGGUAUCAUAAAUCAAAAACUGCUGAGACACAAUUAAGGCCGUCAGCUCUUAAUUAAUAAGCAAUCUGAGGAGAGAACAAAAGGAUAUUUGCUGAAUGCCUUUGCAACAACACUUCUGCAGCAAAAGAUUUUUCGAACCAAAGACUUGUAAGAAACUAACAGACAGAAAACAAAGUGCAGAAACAGGUUUGGGUCUAAUUAACCAAAACAUUCACUUACAGAUGUCAAAACUGAUUAGCCCGAGUGAUUAAGAGCUCAUCUGGAAUGAAAGCCACCAGACACAGUGUCCUCCUGAAUCAGGGCUGAGUCCUGACAUAUACAGCUGAUGCCCAUGGCAGGUAGACCCAAAACUAUGAACCACCUCCAUCACUUUCUCAAGCACAGCAUGAGACCUUUCCUCCAAAGCUUCUUAUUCCCCUGAGCAGGCAUGUUUUUCAUAGCUUCUCAGGAACAGGGACAUUCAUCUUCACAUACUGUACCUACAUGCAUGAUAAUGUUUAAAACAAAGACCUGAAAAAAGAGAUUUUCCUAAUACUCCAAGUUACACCAGUCACAAUAAUUAGCUCUCUUUCAACAUAUUUAUAUUACAGAUAAAUGCUGUACGUACUCUUACCAGGGUAUUUAAUACUUACAGUAAAUGGGCCAUACAGUCAUAGAUUAUGAGUAAGAGACGUUAAAUUAUACCAUCCAGUAUCGACUACACCAGUAAGAUAUCCAAAAUAUUGUGUGGGUUUAUAUUUCUGACUCUGUACUUAUAGCACAGUAUCACACUCUGAUAGCUCUUUGAUUUAAUCUGUCUUGUUUUUGUUCCUUGUAACGGCUAUUUGCUUGAGGGCAGAAAUCAUUGUACUACCUGGUGCUGUCAUGUGAGAAGCAAUUCUUUCAAAUGUUGUGUUACUUUAUGCAUUGAGAAAACUCUAAACAAAGGUUAAUUUCUGGCAAAGCUCCUCGGAACCCAUUCCAUUAAGUUAGCAGAAAGCCAGACACUUUCAUGCAGGUAUUUAUGUUUAAGGAAAAGCAAUAGUGCUGCUUUUCUGGUCUCUUGAGCUGGGAUCAACUGGGGCAGUAGUCAGUGACAGACAUACCCCCACAUGCAAUUUUACUGGCAGAAUGAUACAUAUGCGUCUGGUGUUUGAAAGAUCUAGAUAAACAACAAAAGACAAAAUGACAAAUUCAACUCAAGUUCCUUACAUGUAAACCGGGCAUUCUUCUAUAUGAGUGAAUCUGUAACAUUUUUACUAUAGUACAAUCUCACCUAUGUUUGCCACACUCUAUUUAGAGCAAUUAAAACUGCCACUUGUAAUAGAUGUGCACAACUUAAACCAUUAGUUAACAGAUGACAAAACUGCAUGCUUGCAAACUAUGUAUUUAUAACCUUUUGGGCUGCUACCAAUCUUGGAAGACAUUAUGUCCCUGAAGAUGUAAAUGGCCAAUUACCUUUACCAUAUGUCCAUAUUCAUAAAAUAAUGCUGAGGCACAAUAGCACCAAUUUCUCACUCUGACAGGGAACUACAGCCAAUUAAAGCUGCCCAGGGUCGUCAUGUACUUCAAUUAAAUAAGCAAACAUGACUGAUGAAAUUAACCUUGUUCAAAAAAGGUCACAUUGUAUAAUUCUGAAAAUGUUUUUGAAAACUGAAUGUCCACAAAAAUGUUAUUGCCACUCUGUCUCUAUCUCUUUGUCCCAACUUGUUCCUUUUAACCCUGCUAGAUACACCUCUCUGAUACCACUACUGAUUGUAUAACUGACUUCACAAGUUUUACAGUCUCAAACCACAGUGAUCUAAAGCUUAUGGUACUCUCUGCAGCAACCAAAUACCUAAAUAUAUACCUUUAAAAAUGCAGUUACAGUAUGCAUCUGAUUAGCCAACAUCAAUCAGUUUGUAUCUCACUCACACCAACCUUAAAAUUUGAAUUGAGAUUACAUGAAAAUGUUUCUGAAAUUGUUUGUUGCUUUAAAAAUUAUAGGCGACAGUUCUUCAAGUGUACUACGAUAAGCAUAUUUUUUUACUUUACUGUGUCAGUACAUGCCCCUUCUAUUGGUCACAGAACAUGGGAAAAAUCCUUAACCUCAAGCUUUGAAAAUAGAUUGCAAACAUCUGCCCUACUGUUGUGAGAAAAUACAUUCAUAUAUUAAUGAACCAACAAUAAAAGGAUACUCUCACACUGGUGUUCAGUGAUGGGAACAAAACCUGACACUCUUCCCAGGCACAUAUCGUUUUUAACCCAGUCCCUUCCUUGGAAUGAUGACAAACACAGUCCUUCCAAAAAACGCACAAUCCAACCCUCCCUGGACAUCUGAGGCUGUUCUUGCAUGGUAAACAACGUUAACAAGUUUAGUCAAGCCUGGUAUGAUAAACUUGCACUCUUCUCAUCUGGACCCACAAUUUGUAGCCCAUUACCUAUACUGGUGCACUUGGGAGACCAUGUUGUACAGCAGAGAUACUGUGGCUUUCAUUCCAUAUAAGUCUCAAAAUGUAUUGAUGUAAGUUUUUAUGUAGUUGCAUACGUUGUUUUCCACCCGUCAAGUUCACUGGCAACAGAUAAAGACAUCAGACAGCAGGGCAGAGCUGUCAGAGAGCCCCCAGUGCAGGAUGAGCCAACGUCCUCUAGAUGCAACUGCAACUCCUAAGACUUGGCUGUGUCCGCAGGCUUGCAGUGACAUCAGAGUGAUCGGCCUCGACCCAGAUCUCUAUCUGGUGCUCCUUCUCCUGUCAGGCACUGUGGAGCUCCCAAAGUAUCCCGUAAAAACCAUGCUACAGAGUCCCCUUCUCUCCAAACAAGUACAGGAUCUAUUGCAGGAAAGCCAAAAAAUCAUAGUCUGACUCCAUAGAAAAGUAACUAAUCAGGUCAGUCGAUUAAAGGAACCGACUCAUGAAGCCACUAAGAGCUCUGCCAGUAAUUGAGGCACCCGACCUAAAGCCUAUGUAGUAAAAAAUAUCAAAAGAUAGCAGUUCAUGUUAACAGUACGUACCAGUUAACGGUCCUGUAUAAACUGGCUAAUAAGUGAACUUGUAUCUGAAAGCUAUAUGACACAUGUAAUGUAUGUGAAGCAUAUAUUGAAAUAUACCUGUGUUAGUUCCAAGCUUGUGUAAACGUUAAAUGUACAGAUUUCUGCAUGUAAUACAUACUGUACUGCUAAGACAUCAGGCCACAUUUAUAGCACUGAAUCUUGGGUGACACUUUAGUUGAAGCAUCUCAUUCAAGGCAUGCACCAAUUUUAUCUGAAGUGAUGCAGAGCACCUACAUAGUAAUACACUAUAAAUACUUCGUUUGCAAUAUUUCAAGCUGGAAACACUAAAGGGUCAAGGGUCCCUUAGUCAUAUUGAAUUGUGCAUUUAAACUUUAAAACAAUUAUCAAAACUAAAACUCAAAAAGGGCGAGGUAAUACUGGGCACUGCAGUAUUUUGGGAGUGUUCUGCAGUAAUCCUAAACAUGACAAGUUUUCAUUUCCAGUACAGCUUAACAGAAAAGGUGGUGUUGUAUUUAUAUCACUUGGGUGUCAGUAUGUUUCAUGAGCACCUAACAGUGGAUCUUUACUUAAAGUGUUACCUCAGCAUUUUCCCUGUCAAGACGUCGCUCUUCAUUACUUGCUGUCUCUUGAGCAUUUGUGAUAAACAAGAUGAAAAAGUAACACACAGUAAACUUCAGUUCUGGCAUUGUUGGACUCUCUGGACCAACUGCAGUAAGUUGAUGCAAUGCAUCUGUAUUAUGGAUAAUCUAUAUUUAUUGGAAGUAAGUUAUGUUUUAUUUAUUUAGAUAUCAUCAUUGAUAAAGAAGAACACUUUUAUUUAUUGAACUAUUGGUGCCAAAGUGGAGUUUACAUGUAUUAUAUUCUACACCCUAUACUGACUGUU